UAUAUGGGAAGUCAUGGCGCUUUCAGGGUUUAGGGCUCUGUGCAUCUCUGCGAUUCUACCGAUAACCUCGUUACAAAGUGGCCAACUCCUUCGCUCUCUUUCCUCCUCUACCGCCGCCACUUCCGGCGAGUCCAGCGGCGCAAUGGCAGUAAAAAAGGUGACCUUGUCUAACUUUUGUUCGGUUCUCGAGAACCUACGAAUCCGAAUCCGAGAGGCUGAUUUCGUCGCCGUCGAUCUGGAGAUGACGGGUGUGACGAGCGCUCCGUGGCGUGAUUCCUUUGAAUUUGAUCGCUCGGACGUGCGGUAUCUCAAGGUGAAGGAUUCCGCGGAGAAGUUUGCUGUUAUCCAGUUUGGUCUCUGCACAUUUCGGUGGGAUGAUUGCCAGGGUUCUUUCAUUGCCCAACCGCUUAAUUUCUAUAUAUUUCCUCGAAAAGAGCCGUCAGGUGAAGGACCGACUAAUGAAUUUCUUUGCCAGACGACUUCAAUGAGUUUUCUAGCCAAAUACCAGUUUGAUUUCAAUGCUUGCGUGCAUGAAGGAAUAUCUUAUCUAUCCAAAGCACAAGAAGCAGAGGCUCUACAGAAGCUUUGUUCGGGUUAUGAGAAUGGUUUGCUUAAUCUCUCUGGCAAUUUUGAAGAAUCUGCUGAAAUACCUGCAGUGCGAACUGCAGAUGUUCUUUUUACAGAAAGGAUGAAGAUUAGGUUUUGUGAAUGGCGUGAGAAUGUGUUAAAAUACCCAGAAGAUCCCAUUUUAGAAGGGAACCAUUGUAGCUUUAAUAUGGAUUUUCAGAUGGUUUUCUUUAAGAUGCGCCCAGCUAUUAUGCUGAAUGGAUUUACCUCCCACCGGCUAAGGCUGAUUCAACUGGUAUUAAGAAAACACUUCAAGGACCUUCUGUAUUUAUGUGUAAGUGGUGAAAAUUGUUCUUCGCAGAAGCUAGUAGUUUUCACCGACUCUGAGGUGGAUAGGGCAUCUCUUAUGCGAGAGGUCAAAGAAGAUAAACUCAGAAGUGGAAAAGUAAGGAUUCGAUCAGCAGUGGGUUUCAGGCAUGUCAUCGAUCUACUUUCCUCUGAAGAAAAGCUCAUCGUUGGACACAACUGUUUUCUAGAUAUUGCCCAUAUAUAUUCAAAAUUUAUUGGUCCGCUUCCUUCAUCAGUGGAUGAAUUUGCAUUAUCAGUCAACAAGGUACUUCCUCACAUUAUUGACACCAAGCACCUCAUAAGUUGUAGCCCUGUAAUUCAGCUUUUGAUGAAGAAGAAAAAGAAAUCAUUGUCAUCUGCCUUCUCUCUUUUGUGCCCACAAUUUUCUUCUUCGUCCCAGAAUUCUUUUGGUCGUUCAUUUGUUAAAAUUGACGUUCAAUCUGAUGAACUGGGAUUUUCUUCCUGUAACUCAGCUUCAAAGCAUGAAGCUGGCUUUGAUGCUUUUAUGACCGGAUGCGUCUUUGCUCAAGCUUGCAGUCAUUUAGGGAUCAAAUUUGAACAAGGCACCAUCAUAAAUCUUGUAGAAAAUAAUAUUCUGAAGAGCUACAUCAAUAUCUUAUACCCCAGCUGGAACAGUGGAACAGUAAUCAACCUAAGAACAGGCGCAGAGAGUCCAGUUUCGUGUUACAAGCGCAAAUAUCCCAAUAUAAAUUUUACAAGCAUUGCCAUUAUCUGGGGUUUCUCAUCCAUGCUUAAGCCAAAAGAUUUGGAGGAAUGUUUAUGCAGAGUUUUUGGCACAGCUUCAGUGAUCUAUGUCUUUUUUCUUGAUAGAACUGCAGCUCUUAUUCAGUUUAACAAAUCAGAGCUGGUGAAUGAUUUCUUGGUUUUAAAGGAUAUGUUGGAGAAAGACGAUGGCCCGAUACCGGUUUUGCAUCCGCUUGUGAAUCUACUAGCUGGCGGCAACACUCGUGCCGCUGAUUACAAUACUUAUAGGGACAUUUGUAGCUCGUCAGCUUCUAAGAUUUUGUUUGCUGAACAGGCAGAAACGAUUGGGAUCAGAUGGAAGACUAAGAUUAGGCAUGCUUGCGAGGAGACGGUUGAGUUAAACGGCAUCAAAGAUUCAGCAUCGAAAGAGCGAAGUAAUGAUAAUGAUUCAAAGGUGCAAAGUCUUCAGUUUUCUUUUGAAGAGAUGAUGAAUUCUUUAUAAGCUAGCUAGCUGUAUGGAAAGAGAUGUUAAUGAUCAUAUCUGCAAAAGGUAUCGAACGAGGGUGGGAGUUUUUCCUCCAGGUAUUGUUGUGUAAUUAUUUUUUCAUAUUUAUGAUGGAUUUUUAAAGAAAUUUUAGCCUUUUCUUUGAAAUUUUAGUUAAUAUUAAGCAUAAGCCUUGUAGUUUUGAAGGAAUUGGAAGAGGAAAUAAAAAUAUGAAUGAGGUAGGAAUUGCACGACAGUAGUUUUCACCCAGUUGUUUAUCUCAAGAGAAAUUGUGUCUUUUUAUUUACUUGGGAGGAUUUGUGUUCAUGAGCAUCUCAAUUUACAUACCUGGCACCUAAAGCUCAUUUAACCCUUAAAGU
Messenger RNA from Phalaenopsis equestris, 2484 nucleotides. RefSeq names its product poly(A)-specific ribonuclease PARN. The transcript is spliced from 7 exons. Gene Ontology annotation, cellular component: cytoplasm. The record is from RefSeq and is a predicted model, not a curated record. NCBI's taxonomy places the organism in Eukaryota, Viridiplantae, Streptophyta, Magnoliopsida, Asparagales, Orchidaceae. Gene Ontology annotation, molecular function: 3'-5'-RNA exonuclease activity; RNA binding. The coding region runs from base 14 to 2122 and encodes 702 amino acids.